This is a messenger RNA of Sebastes umbrosus (honeycomb rockfish), 2295 nucleotides long. It is a transcript of the gene ica1, whose product is annotated as islet cell autoantigen 1. Gene Ontology annotation, cellular component: Golgi apparatus. Gene Ontology annotation, biological process: regulation of transport. NCBI's taxonomy places the organism in Eukaryota, Metazoa, Chordata, Actinopteri, Perciformes, Sebastidae. The transcript is spliced from 13 exons. Gene Ontology annotation, molecular function: protein domain specific binding. The record is from RefSeq and is a predicted model, not a curated record. The coding region runs from base 140 to 1573 and encodes 477 amino acids.
CAGCUGUAUGUGUACUCUCACACACACACAUACAGUAAAGCGGCAGGCCUACAGCCGGAGCUGCAGACCGAGCAACGAUGGGAGGAAUAUAAGGAGCUUUUAUUUUUUAUUUAUACAUGUUAUCAGGUAAUCUCAAAAAAUGGAGGGAGGAAAUUUUGGCUACUCCCAAGACUAUCUGGACCGCUUCAUCCAAAGCCAAGACUCAUCCGUGGUGAACAAGUUCCAGCAGAAGUACUGGAAAACCAAACAGACGCUCAUCAAGGUCACCGGGAAGAAAGAGGACGAACAUGUGGUGGCGUCAGAUGCAGAUCUGGACGGCAAGCUGGAGGUCUUCCACUCCAUCCAGAGAACAUGCAUGGAGCUGCUAAAGGUCAUCGAGCAGUACCAGAGGAGGAUCUGCUUUCUUUCGCAAGAAGAGAACGAGCUGGGUCGGUUCCUGCGCUCCCAGGGCUCCCAGGAUAAAACCAGGGCGGGAAAGAUCAUGCAGGCCACUGGGAAAGCACUCUGCUUCUCCUCCCAACAAAGAUUGGCUCUGAGGAACCCUCUGUGCCGUUUGUACCAGGAGGUCGAAACGUUUCGCUAUCGAGCGAUCUCGGACACGUGGCUGACGGUGAACCGAAUGGAGCAGUCCAGGACUGAGUACCGCGGAGCGCUGCUUUGGAUGAAGGACGUAUCUCAGGAGCUGGAUCCAGAUACUCACAAACAGAUGGAGAAAUUUCGCAAGGUUCAGGCCCAGGUGCGCACAACCAAAACAAGCUUUGACAAACUGAAGAAUGAUGUCUGCCAGAAGGUUGACCUGCUGGGAGCAAGUCGCUGCAACCUCCUCUCUCACGUUUUAACCACAUACCAGACAACACUUUUGCACUUCUGGGAGAAGACAUCCCACACUAUGGCGGCCAUUCAUGAGAGCUUCAAGGGCUGUCAGCAUUAUGAGUUCUCCGCACUUAAGACCUUACAAGGCCCCAUGGACAAGCUGGCUAAGAAAAAGGGGAAGAAGAAAAUUAAAGCGGCGGCCGAAGAUGGAAAAAAAGCCGAGACCACGGACGACCAACUCAUCUCACUAGUAAAUGAAAGCACCAGCGAGAAAACCAGAGAAGGGAGUGAAUAUCCUCUCCCUGCCUAUCCAGAGUUAGAGGGAGAGGAGAAGGACAGCAUGGCCUUACUGAACGAGAUCCUUGGCACUAUGUCUGUGGACGACGGCGACUUCUCUCGAGAGUGGACGGAAGUGUUUGGAGACACCGAGGAGGGAACGAGCGCAGCGUCAGGUAGACCGGCGGACGCCCAGCAAGAGGAAAACUCCUUCUUUCUACCAUCUCAGCUGUUGGACCAGAGCUUGAAUAAUCCGCAGUCUUCCCUCCCAGAUUGGGCCGGGAGCAUCACACAGCCCGUCGCCCAGGCAACGCAGCACUCAUCUGGAGCCAAUCAGAAUCCUUCUAAGCCAGCAGCGAAAGAGAAAGCUGGGACGUCCAAAGACCUCUCAGCGUGGUUCAACCUGUUUGCCGACUUGGAUCCCCUCUCCAAUCCGGAUGCGGUCGGCAAAACCGACACAGAGCACGAACUUCACAACGCAUAGUUCUUCCUCAGCGUCAUGGUGAUCUGAAAAUGGGUACCUUUGUUGGUGGGUACAGCAGAAUGUAGCUUUCACAUGUGAACAGAGAAAAAUCACAUCUGCCAAACACAAUUGUCUUCUCUUUAGACUUCAGAUAGAUAUAGGGCUGAAACAAUUAGUCAAUCGACAUGUCAAUAUGAAAAUCAACCAAAAUUAACAUGCAAAUAUUGUGAUAAUUAAUAAGUUAUUUCAGUCAUUUUUCAAGCAAAAAUGCCAAAUAUUUGUGAGGAUUUGCUUAUUUCUUUAUCAUCUAUGGUAGUAAACUGAAUAUCUUUGGGUUGUGGACUGUUGGGCACAAAAUAAUAUUGUAUAAAAAAAAUUAAGGCAUUUUCACUUCAUCUAAUAGACAAGAAAAAUAAAUAAAAAUCAAUAGCUGGAUAUUUUUCUUGUUAUAAUAGAGUAAAAGCUCCCUUAUUAUUAUGACAUACUGCACUAUGAUAUAUUAUAAAAAUAUACUCUAGAUGCAUUAUAACAAAAAAAUGUUAGUUUAACAAAAAAGGCUGGUACGUUGUAAUAAUAAAAUUACGUAUCAUUAAAUCAUCUUAUUAUAACGAGACAAAUACACUCACCGGACACUUUAUUAGGUACACCUUGCUAGUACCUUUGUGUUCUGCUGCUGUAGCCCAUCUGCUUCAAGGUUGGACGUGUUGUGCGUUCAGAGAUGGUAUUCUGCAUACCUUGGUUGU